This is a messenger RNA of Eimeria maxima, 2088 nucleotides long. RefSeq names its product histone acetyltransferase GCN5, putative. Gene Ontology annotation, molecular function: protein binding; histone H3 acetyltransferase activity. The record is from RefSeq and is a predicted model, not a curated record. NCBI's taxonomy places the organism in Eukaryota, Apicomplexa, Conoidasida, Eucoccidiorida, Eimeriidae. The transcript has 7 exons. Gene Ontology annotation, biological process: chromatin remodeling; positive regulation of transcription by RNA polymerase II. Gene Ontology annotation, cellular component: histone acetyltransferase complex. The coding region runs from base 1 to 2088 and encodes 695 amino acids.
AUGGUGGGCCCAACAGCGGCGGGCACCCCCCGGGGGCCUGGAGCGUCGAGUGCCUCUUCUGGAGCAACAGGACCUGCACCAUGCGCGGUUGAUGCCGGUGUAACUAGCAGCAGCAACUCCCGGAACAGCAGCAACAGUUGCAACGGACUUGCUUCAUUUAAAUCUGUUCUUCCUCUAGAAGCUUCUAUUUCGGACAUAGUGCAUCGAAUCACGCAGGAAGUGCUCCAGCCUAUCCUUGUCCCUUCGCAGCAGCCCUCCCCCCCUUCUCCUUUCACGUUCACGCAUCUGGACCAGCUGCAGCAGAUGCUCCAGCAGCGGUGUUCGAGCAGCAGCAGCAGCAGCACGGGCACUCCGGGUCGUCGAGCGGCAGGCGGUGUUGCGGCAGCAACAGCUGCUUGCCGCGGCAGCGGCACUGCAGCAGCAGCAGGAGGGUCAACAGCAGGGGGCUCCGUACCAGGAGGAGGAACACCAUUGGGCUCUCGGUCGGAGUUAGGCGGAGCUGUUGAGAACUUAUCGUUCCCUUCUGCGCAGCCUCCAAGGUGUAUAGACAGCCGUUCUCUUCUGGCGCUUGUGCCGCAUGAUGGGCGGCUGCUGGGCCAGGAGGCCUUAGCAGGGUUGGCUAUGGCGGUUGCUGCUGCUCUCAACACGGUGCAGCUAAUGACGCCUGAAGAGCGGCUUAAGUGUCGUCUUCUGCCUCCAGACCGUUGUUACGAGACGAACUACAGGGAAUGGCGAGACUUUCUGCUGCGGAAACAGCCGACGGGGGCAUCUCUGAGUUGUGUGUUCGGCAGAGGGAUGCUGCGCUCCUUGCUACUGUGUUGCUGCUCUUCUCUGCUGCGGGAUAUCAUGGGGGGCCCUCUUGGUUUCUGCUGCGCUGCUGUAUUCCACCGCUUGUGCGACGAGGCCAGCCUCAGCCUGCCUGCGCGGCAGGCGGCACUGCAGUCUCUGACGACUCAAGACCCCAGGCUGGAGUCGCUUCUAGUGUCGGAGUCAGGAUUGGGUUUCUUGAGCCGGGACUUCGGCUCUGCGAGGGAGGAGCAAUCGGGGCUGAUUUCUUUUGCAUGCCUGACCAACGACCGGCAACCGCUGCACUCCAUGGCGUUAGUGGCAGCUAAGAACAUUUUCUCCCGCCAGCUCCCGAAGAUGCCUCGUGAAUACAUUGUCCGCCUCGUCUUUGACCGCAAUCACUACACCUUUUGCCUCAUCAAGCAGCAGCAAAUAAUCGGAGGCUGCUGCUUCCGACCCUACUUCAAACAGAAAUUCGCGGAAGUCGCAUUUUUAGCGGUGACCUCAGCCGAGCAAGUGAAGGGGUACGGCACGCGCCUCAUGAAUCACCUUAAAGAGCACGUAAAGAAGAGUGGGAUCGAGUACUUCCUGACCUAUGCCGACAACUUCGCUGUUGGUUAUUUCCGCAAGCAGGGGUUUACUCAGAAGAUAUCGAUGCCGAAGGAGCGGUGGUUCGGGUUUAUUAAGGACUACGAGGGGGGUACGCUUAUGGAAUGCCGGAUAUCCCCGAAGGUCGACUACUUGCGCUUAUUUGCAAUCCUUAAUGACCAACAGGAGGCGGUGCAGCGAGCAAUAUUGAGGCUGAAGCCCCCGCGGGUGUUCCCUGGUCUUACAUGCUGGCAGGAAGACCCAACGCGCGUGCUGCAUCCGUCCGAAGUACCUGGAGUGCUGGAGUACGGGUGGACUCCCCAGGCGACUGCAGAUGCGGCAGGAGAAGGUGCAGCAGCUACGCGACCGCUGCACGAGCAGAUCGUGCAGGUCCUCGAUGUCUUGGCCUGCCACCACAGCGCCUGGCCAUUCCAGAGACCAGUAUCAACAGAUGAGGCCCCUGACUACUACGAAAUCAUCGCCCAACCUACAGAUAUCUCUACCAUGAAGAAAAAGGCCAAAAAGAAGCAGUUCCCAAACAAGGCGGCGUUUCUGUCGGAGUUGAGUCGAAUGUUCGCCAACUGUCGGCGAUACAACGCGCCCUCAACGAUUUACUACAAAUAUGCAAAUGAACUUGAAAAAUUCAUCUGGCCUAAAGCCCUCCAAAUUCAAGACACCCAAGAACCCGCUUCAGCAACCGACGCCUCUCGGUGA